CCCUCCCCCACUCCCCCAUAAACUAAUUAUAUCGAGGAAAAAAAUUUGAAGAAGUUUCUUCUUUCGCAAAUAACUAAUUCCCAAUCCCCUUUCGACAGGGCAACACGCUUAGCAUGGCGGGAAAAUACAAAUCGCAGCAGAGUUUCUCAGAGGGGUUCAGCUGUUCAUUAGCUUUGAUUUGAUCGUUUCUCUUUUAAUUUUGGUUUUUAUUGUCAACGUUGCUUUGGAGGAAACCCUUGUUUUACGGAUAAAUACAACUUGCGUGCUGGAUUAAAUGUCGUUCGAAGAUUUUCCCAGGGAAGCUUGUGAAAGCUGGAACGAAGUUGGUUUGGUUUACACGCGAAACAAAUAUGGCCGUAUGCGUUCGCCUCCAGGAUACACAUUAAGUCGCAAAAACGAUGGUUCUUUCAAAGACAGUCUCUUCAGAGGAGCAAACUGUUCAGUCAACACGGAUAACAACACCUACAAUCCUCAACUCCUCUUUCGUAUCUGUCUGGAUUAUGUUGCUAAGAACAUAUCUAUGGUAGAAUCUUUAGAUGGAUUUCCAGACAUUGUUGGAGAGGAGCUUUUCAAAAAAGUCCAACAGAAUGGUGGAUUUGGAUCCGACCCCAAGAAUUUGAAGUUGUUCUGUGAAGCGUAUGGUAUUCUUGUGUUGUCAAAACUGUCCCUUACCUCAGCACACAUUCUAACAAGCAAUUAUUUGGAAUAUCUUCAACUGUUUGUAUAUCUGACAGAGCUUGAUGUCAGUCAAUGUCGUCUUGGAGAUAGUCAUGAGCUGUUGUCAUACAUUGCUCAUUUACAUGGUUUAACAAAGCUCAGCCUCAAAGAGAACUGCCUUUCUGACACUGGCAUAAGAAAACUGACAAUACCACAGCGUCUUUUGAGAGGUGGACUUGGGAACCUAUCAAUUCUGGAUUUAUCCUUAAAUCCUAGUAUCACAGAUGAUAGCAUCAAGCACGUCAUAAAGCUUAAUUCUUUGACUGCCUUAAAUCUGUCUGGUACUAAAGUAACUUUUGGAUAUGGAGUCCCACAGCUUAUGAACCACACAAACUUGUGUUUAGCAGUGGAUAUUGAUCAUUUCAAGUCAGGUCAAGUUUUUACAGUCACUGAAGGAUGGGCUGUUGGUGUGAUUGAUGACUGGACAGAAAAGUCCAAGACUUGCACUGCAAGAGGCAAAGCAAAUGCACAACUUGAAAAGAAAAGUGUUAAGUUCUACAAAUCAUCACGAUCAGGCUUAAUGCAAAAGACUGCUGACAAAAACAACACCAUCAGUGAACUUCCAACAAUCAUGCUGAGUUCAAAGACAACUAGACUUGCUUGUUCAAGCUCUACAGAAAAGCGGCAACCUGAAAGAAAAUGUAUGAAAGACAACAAGGAGAAUUCUGCAAGGAAUGAUCAACCCAAAAAGAAGUUAAAGAUGAGUGCAGAUGCUUUAGUAACAUUGAACAAUGUGGAAACUUUAGAAGAUGACUUCAUUGAACAGUAUUUAAACUACAACAAGCAGUGGAAGCCUGCGCAGAGAAAAUGUUCACUAUUAGAGUCAUUAGAUCAGGUCAGAUAGGUAAGUAAAAUAGAGAUUAGAUAGGUUAAGUGAAAUAGUUAGUCUAUAAUGUUCUAUAAAUAGACCUCCGAUGAUCAACUGCCUAGUUGAUUUAGCCAUCUGGUUAUUACCAGGGCUAUCAUUAAGGGCCGUGACCCCUAAUCAAGUAUGCUUGAUUGGCCAUUGAUGUUACAGGUGAAAUUGCCUGUUGGUAAUAGAAUUCACUGUCCCAUAAAAUGUGAAGGACAGGGCUACGGGUGACUCAAAACUUAAUGACAGCCCUGAUUACCAGGGGUUCCAUUGACAUUUUCAGUAGGAGGACAACUGGUUUUCACAAGUGGACAAAACUUUCUGAACUGUCAUCUAGAUGGUCAAACUAGGUGGGCAAAAUCAUCCUUACAGCUAGUAAAUUUACCAGGUGCCUGGCCCUUAAUGAAACCCCUGUUAUACUGUCCUGUUCUGUUGUCCCCAAGGAAACUGAUUCAUGAUCAGAUCAUGGUGGCCUAUUUCUGGUCACAUUUAUGGAGUGGGUUCUAUUGUAUACAUUUUAGUACCUAGUUACCAAUAAGUUCUCCCCUCUGUACUUAAAACCCUGCUUAGCAUUGUGCUCCUCAAAUCUUCUGUGCGUGGAACUCAGUUAAUAUCAUACAAAGUAGGUCCGCGCUUCUCAUGGCUUCACCCUUUGCCGCUCGAUCGCAGAAACCUAACUUCUUGCUGGCUAGGAAAAGAAAGAGACUGCUUGCAGUCUUUGGCAAACAUAUUGUUCAUAAGGAAAGAUUUGAUUGUAUUAUCAAAUGCUGCUAGUCCUCAAACACAGCUCAUCUAACACUAAACAGGUACACAAAAAUAUUGAGCAUGAGUUGCAGAAGAAAUGAGUGAGGAAAAGUCUCUAAACAUGAUUUUAAGUGCAAAGAAAGCCUUGUUCAAACUGAACCAUGUUAUUUAUCCAAUUUUUAGGGAAUAGCCCUCUUUCUCUGCAAAGCAUUCACCUCUAAAUCCUGACUAAAUUGUACAAGCAUCGGGCUGCGGGCAGUAAACUGCAUUCCACAAAAUGAUAUUGUACACAUAAUGUACCCAUGCAAAAACUAUUCUGUGUUUUCUUGAUUAAAUGUCAGGGGUGGUAUGCACUGUGCACAGUAUGCUAAUACGUCUGAGCAUGAGAAUAAAGUGAAACCUGUAUUAAGCGGGACCCCUUGGGACCCUCACAGUGUAACACUUUGUGAGAUCAAAGACCAGCUAAGACUGCUUGUAGUACAAUAUCCAGUCGAUCAAUACAUCAAUCUGGAAUAAUCACUUAGCUUUAAAACGUUAUUGCUGAACAAUGUUAAGG
Messenger RNA from Orbicella faveolata, 2870 nucleotides. Its product is annotated as leucine-rich repeat-containing protein 42-like. Lineage: Eukaryota; Metazoa; Cnidaria; Anthozoa; Scleractinia; Merulinidae. Gene Ontology annotation, molecular function: protein binding. The record is from RefSeq and is a predicted model, not a curated record.